This is a messenger RNA of Trichogramma pretiosum, 2939 nucleotides long. RefSeq lists its product as uncharacterized. Bases 560 to 2509 code for a protein of 649 amino acids. Lineage: Eukaryota; Metazoa; Arthropoda; Insecta; Hymenoptera; Trichogrammatidae. The record is from RefSeq and is a predicted model, not a curated record. The transcript has 4 exons.
AAUGCGACCCUACAGUCCACGUCGUGAUCGUGGUGUACAUACAUUAUAAACUAAGCGAACUUUUAAGCGAUUGGUGCGUCAUGUUAGGCAAAACGUGUAACAAGCUAAGUGAAAGCCAAGUACAACUAUAGUCUUCUUAUAUAUCUUAUAGGAUGGAUAUAAAAAAUGAGGAGGUAUAGAGACCGGCAGUUAUUUACUGGUGGGCUUUGACACGUUGAGCGCAUUGCCACUAUCAAGAAACUGCUCUCAUGUAAACAAAAACAAACCGUGAAUGAAUUUCAAACUCUUGAGUAAUCCGCAAGCGUCGCCUGCGCUCUUAUGACAACAAACAGUAAACAUUAAAGUUGCGCUCAUCAGUGGCAGCAGCAGCGGCCGGUAACCGCAUCUAAACCUUCAACUGUUUAUAAAGAACCUUAAACAACUAUAACAAUGUGUAAAUCCUCUGUGUGAACAAAUAGUACCUGCAUGAAGCGAAACACAAGCUUGAAGUAGAAGAAAAUAGACGGUCUUAUACAUUUAUAUUCAAAUAAAAAUAUUCGUGCUCAGUGACCGCGACCGAAUGGCCGAGAAGGAGAUACUGUCCAUCACUAUGGCCGGUCGGAGUCGGCGUUGCAGCAUACCAGAGUGCGAUGGUCAGAACGUCAAAGUUUUGUAUGAAUUUCCUAAGGAAGCUUGCAGAAAAAGACGAUGGUUGUCAGCUUGCGGCAUGGAUGACGCCAAUGAGGCUAGCUCUUUGAAAAUGUUCGCUUGUAAUUCACAUUUCGUUGAUCAUGACUACAUUCCGGCCUCUCCGUCGAUAGUGCCCAUACUCAAAAGAACGGCUGUGCCAGUCAUAAAGUUGUCUGGUAACGUUACAAAGUCGCCUACUUCAAAAAUGAUGGACAAAAAUAUUUCCAACACAAAUGAAAAUAAUUCUCAUUCAAAAACAAGUGAACAGAGUGAAUUAACAUUAAUUGCAAGUAACCAAGAAAAAAUAAAAGUUGAUUCAUGUACACACAUGCCAGAUGAUAAUCAAAACAUAGUUUUAAACAAUUCAAAAAAUUCUAAAACAGAGAAUUAUCCUGUUCAACAUAAAAAAAAGAUUCAAGAUGUUAACUUGAAAUGUUCAGAAAAGUUAGAAAAUUCAAAAAUCGAAAAAAAAAUUUUCAGCGAUUCUAAAAAUACAGGGAUAAAUAAAAAUGAAAUUUUAAAAUAUAUUUCUCCAAAAUCGGAAGAAAUUAACAGUGUGAAUGCACUGCAAAGUAUAGAAAAUAAUAAAAUUGAAAUUGACAGAUUAAAAAUUAAAACAACUAUUGAUGAUAGAAAUGAGUCAGUUGCAGUUAAAGAAAAAGUGCAAGCUAAAACUAAACCUACCGUAAUAAUUCAAUCUCCUAAUUCAAGAUUUCGUAAAAACAUUCCAGUUAUUCCAAAAACUUUAUGUGCAGGUUGUGGUAAAUAUUGUACAAUUGUAGAUGAUGACAUCGUAGGUGCUAAAAGACCUGAUGAGACUUUGGCAGCUGAAACACUGUUAGAACUUCAAGAGGUUGAUCCUUCAAAUGAAGAUGAGCAAGCAAUACUCAUAAAAAAGGGCAUAGAAAUCUGUGAUAAAGUCAUGCGUAAAGAGAGUAUUAAACUUAUAAAUUUAAUAACUAAUGAUAAUGAACUAGUGGCCUUUACUGGAAUAGACUUUAAACUUUUGGAAAAACUUACUAAAGCAAUGACUAUAAUGGAAGGUGGCACCGGUAAAACAUAUUCAGAAACAGCAAAAGAGAGAAUUGUGUUAACAUUAUGUAAAAUUCGAAUCAAUUUGCCUUUUCGCUGUUUAGGACUGUUAUUUGGAUUUAAUCACAUUGUAUCUGCAAGUUUAUUUUAUUCGACCAUUCGAAAUUUAUCAAGCAUUAUGACACAAAUUAUAUACUGGCCAAGAAGAGAAGAAAUUUUGAAAAAAUUGCCUGCUUGUUAUCACAAUUAUAAGCAAACUAGAUUAGUAUUACAUUGCACUGAAAUGCAAGUUGUAAAACAAAGAUGUACUAGUUGUCGUGAAUUGUUAGUAGCUAAUAAUAAGGAAUAUGAGUCUAUCAAAUUAGUUUUGGGUAUCGCACCAUCUGGUUUGAUAAUUUUUAAAAGUAAUACAUAUGAUACUCAGGAUGAAAACGAAUCAAUUUUUACUAAGAUAAAAAUUCUGACAUAUUUGGAUCCAGCUCACGAUGCAAUUUUGGACGAUAAAACACUUGAUAUAACUAAUGAGUGCAGUAAAUGGAAUAUAUCUUUGGUAAAGUUACCAACUAUGGAAAAAAAUAAUAUGUACAAUACCACAGAUGUUGAACUUAUCAAAAAUAUUGCCAUUGGCAGAUUACAUGUUGAUAGGACUUUACAUCGAUUUAAAACCUUCAAAAUUACACAAAAGAAAUUAUCUUGGAGAGCUCUUCCAUGCAUCGAUGAAAUUUGCACAGUUAUAGCAGCUAUUAUAAAUCUCAAAAAUCCAUAUUUUUCUGAAGAAUCUUUUAAAAAAUUUCCAGAAUGGAUUUAAAAAUAAAUUAAGUUUCUUAUCUUUAAUUCAUUGCAAUUACAUUCAGCAUUAUGAACAAAGAUAAUGUAUUUAUAAUUACAUUGAUUUAUUUAUGUAAUUUUGUCAAUGAUAUAUGUCAGUAUUCAUUACUAGUGAUAUUUUAUAACUCUUAUAAUAAGAUGGAAAAGAAAAAGGAGUAGAAUUUAAUUGAUUUUCAUAGUUGUAGAAAGAAGAUAUAAAUUGUAAGAAAAGCAUGAAGCAAAAAAGUAAAAAAAUAUUUAGUGAUUAAUGCCAAUUCAUAAUAUUAGCCAAAGACGUACAAGUGAUUUAAAAUAGUUUAUGCCACAAAACUGUGUAGUCUUGAAUCAUACGAUAAUAAGUUUUUAGGAGACAUUUUUUUUAAUAAUCAAAAUGAAAACAUUUAUAAGUAAAUACAAAUUUGUAAAAAUUA